UGCAAGUCGCUGAAAAUGAGGGAAAUUGUUCAUGUGCAAGUGGGCCGGUGUGGCAACCAGAUUGGUGGAAAAUUCUGGGAAGUAAUAUCCGACGAACACGGCAUAGAUCCCAACGGGGCCUACAGCGGCGACUCGGACCUGCAACUUGAACGCAUCAACGUCUACUACAACGACGGUGCUAAGUCCACUUACGUUCCUCGAAGUGUACUGGUUGAUCUAGAACCAGGAGUUCUAGACUCUCUUCGAAGUGGUCCGUACGGGACGCUUUUUAGACCAGAUAACACUGUCUGCGGAUACUCAGGAGCCGGCAACAACUGGGCCAAAGGACACUUCACUGAAGGAGCCGAUAUUCUAGAAACUGUUCUGGAUGUUGUAAGAAAAGAAGCAGAAGGCUGCGACUGCCUCCAAGGAUUCCAACUCGUACACUCCAUCGGAGGCGGCACAGGUUCAGGAUUGGGAACGCUACUACUCGCCAACUUACGGGAAGAAUACCCCGACAGGAUCCUGGUAUCCUUCUCAAUAGUACCCAGUCCAAAAGUAUCGGAUACUGUGGUGGAGCCAUACAACGCUACGCUGUCAAUAAAUCAGCUGAUAGAAAAUUCUGAUCACACUUACUGCAUAGAUAACGAGGCGUUGUACGACAUAUGCUUCAGGACUUUGAAGCUGAAGACGCCGACGUACGGGGACCUGAACCACCUGGUGUCGGCGACGAUGUCGGGUGUGACGACGUGCCUGCGGUUCCCGGGCCAGCUGAACGCGGACCUGCGCAAGCUGGCGGUGAAUAUGGUGCCGUUCCCGCGGCUGCACUUCUUCAUGCCGGGGUUCGCGCCGCUCACGUCGCGCGGCAGCCAGCAGUACCGCGCGCUCACCGUGCCGGAGCUCACGCAGCAGAUGUUUGAUGCCAAGAACAUGAUGGCUGCCUGCGACCCUCGCCACGGCCGCUACCUCACCGUCGCCGCCGUCUUCCGUGGCCGCAUGUCCAUGAAGGAAGUGGACGAACAGAUGCUCAACAUACAAAAGAAAAAUAAAGCCUUCUUCGUAGAAUGGAUCCCAAAUAACGUGAAGACUGCCGUGUGUGACAUACCGCCUCGUGGUUUGAAAAUGUCGGCAACGUUUAUUGGUAAUACGACAGCUAUUCAGGAAUUGUUCAAACGGAUUGCGGAACAGUAUUCGGCGAUGUUUAGACGGAAAGCCUUUCUUCAUUGGUAUACGGGAGAAGGUAUGGACGAGGCGGACUUCACUGAGGCUGACAACAAUUUGAGUGACCUGGUGUCGGAAUACCAGCAGUACCAAGACGCUGCGGCGGGAGGCGAAGAAGAAUAUGGCGAAGAGAUGGUGGCACAAGGUGACAGUGACGAAUAG
Messenger RNA from Pectinophora gossypiella (pink bollworm), 1362 nucleotides. Its product is annotated as tubulin beta chain-like. The transcript has 3 exons. Gene Ontology annotation, molecular function: structural constituent of cytoskeleton; GTP binding; GTPase activity. Bases 16 to 1362 code for a protein of 448 amino acids. NCBI's taxonomy places the organism in Eukaryota, Metazoa, Arthropoda, Insecta, Lepidoptera, Gelechiidae. The record is from RefSeq and is a predicted model, not a curated record. Gene Ontology annotation, biological process: mitotic cell cycle; microtubule cytoskeleton organization. Gene Ontology annotation, cellular component: cytoplasm; microtubule.